AUGCGCGACAAGGCGCUCCUCGACGACUACUUUACCCAGAAUCCUUACUACUAUGGCGCCGUCCUGUACGCAGCCGCACGCUCGGCUGGCAUAGCCCUGGGUCUUGACGGGAGCUACCAAGGCGCCAACAACACUUUUGCCCUCGUCUCUCGUUCCCAUGGACCAACGACGCCUCCUCCAAUGCCACUUUCUUCAACGCUGCCCAAGGCUUUCUCGUCACUCCCCAACGGUAUGAAUGCAAGGCGCCCCCUCCAAGAUCCGUCCUAUAAGUCAGAGACCUUUGUCCACGAUUGGCAUGAAGGGAAACAUGUUUUAUUCAUCAAACUCGGGUUCUUCCGCAUAUCUUCUAUCAACCACUUUGAAAACGACGAAACUCUCGGGACAGAACUGGCCAGCGACCAGGACCCGAACCGGAACCCGACCAUGAUGGCCACGACGACGAAAUCGCGGCGAUCACAAUUUCUUCCCCACGCCCUUAAACCGGCCCCUGAAUCGCAGCGUCAUCCUCUUCGGCGCUAG
Fonsecaea multimorphosa CBS 102226 is the source of this 519-nucleotide messenger RNA. RefSeq lists its product as uncharacterized. Bases 1 to 519 code for a protein of 172 amino acids. The record is from RefSeq and is a predicted model, not a curated record. The transcript has 3 exons. NCBI's taxonomy places the organism in Eukaryota, Fungi, Ascomycota, Eurotiomycetes, Chaetothyriales, Herpotrichiellaceae.